AUGUCGAAGGUCUCGACGAGAUCUAUAGGAGUUAGAGCCUAUGACGCUGAUGUACGCACUUUUAGGCCUUUCUGGCAUGUUUUGAAGGCGAAAUGGUCCUCCGAAGAUUCCCCACAGCACUUUCUGGAUCAGCUGUACUUGAUUGUUCUAAGGUUUUACUUGGUUGCACGUAUGGAUACUGUUGAAGUGGGUUACUACAAUGGAAAAUGUACUAACAGCAGUGCAAAUGUGGAGACCAUCGUAAAAAAUUCCAUGACCACAGAAUUUGCGAAAGACAUAACGGUUGUGCCAGCACUCAUACGGUUGCAAUUCCAUGAUUGUUUCGUCCGGGGAUGUGAUGCUUCGAUACUAUUAGAUGGCAAUUCAACAGAGAAGAACACAACUUCAAACCUAACUCUGAGAGGUUACGAUGUCAUUGAUGAUAUAAAAUCAGCUGUCGAGAGUCAAUGUGGCAGAGGGAUUGUCUCUUGUGCUGAUAUCAUUAUCAUGGCUACUAGAGAAGCUGUUGUCUUGGGUGGAGGACAGUUCUAG
Molecule: messenger RNA, 531 nt
Organism: Telopea speciosissima
Lineage: Eukaryota; Viridiplantae; Streptophyta; Magnoliopsida; Proteales; Proteaceae
Product: peroxidase 60-like
Exons: 5
Coding region: 1-531 (176 amino acids)
Biological process (GO): response to oxidative stress
Cellular component (GO): plasmodesma; plant-type cell wall
Molecular function (GO): peroxidase activity; heme binding
Source: RefSeq, a predicted model, not a curated record